Striga asiatica is the source of this 2748-nucleotide messenger RNA. The record is from the annotation of a GenBank genome assembly. NCBI's taxonomy places the organism in Eukaryota, Viridiplantae, Streptophyta, Magnoliopsida, Lamiales, Orobanchaceae.
GUGGGUUCUGUUGUUCUAUGAUUGUUGGCGGACUGGAAGAAGAAGUAGUAGUUUUUUGUUAUAUGAAGGAUCGGUUUCUAAUUGUCCUUAACAAUAAUACGAAGCGUACGAGGUGGGACUGCUCCUUAGCCAUCCGAAGCCGCGGUAGAUGGGGGAAAUGUGGCUAGGGGAAUGCUCAUCGUUUCUUAAGAAUAUCGGGAGUAUUUGAAUUAAUUUCAGAAAUUCGGUUCGUUUGAUCAGGUGCUGCUUUUGAUCCUGCUUUUGGGGCAGAGCUUGAAUUUGGUCAGAAAUGCUGCCAAAUCACCGGAAGAAAUUUGAUGUUUGCUAAUUGAUGAAGAAGGACGGUAUCUGGUUUUACAUGAUAUCUAGGUUGUCUAAUGGAGGUUUGAGAUGGAUUGGUUUGAUGAACUGUUUCAUACUGUCUGACUGAGUGGCUACUUUUGAUGAACUAUUCUGUACUGGCUUUGUGCAAUUUUUUUUCCUUUAUAUUAAUUUAUAUUUCAAAGGGGGACAGCUGUGGUAGCAUUGAAAUUUUAUCUUUUUAUAUGCACACGUAGUUUAUGUGGAAAAAUUGAGGAUAAGCUUUUCAAUCGGUUGGAUUUAAUUCAGCAGAAAUGGAUUUCUUUUCUGAAUAUGGUGAUGCAAGCAGGUAUAAAAUCCUGGAGGUCAUAGGUAAAGGUAGUUAUGGUGUCGUUUGCUCAGCAAUCGACUCUCAUACUGGUGAAAAAGUGGCAAUAAAGAAAAUACACGGUAUCUUUGAGCACAUUUCUGAUGCUGCACGAAUUCUGCGGGAGAUAAAACUUCUGAGGCUUUUGAGACACCCUGAUAUUGUCGAAAUUAAACACAUUAUGCUUCCACCUUCAAGAAGAGAAUUCAAAGAUAUCUAUGUUGUUUUUGAGCUAAUGGAGUCAGAUCUACAUCAAGUCAUUAAAGCUAAUGAUGACUUGACACGAGAACAUUAUCAAUUUUUCCUUUACCAAUUGCUCCGAGCCCUCAAGUAUAUCCACACAGCUAAUGUGUAUCAUCGAGACCUAAAGCCAAAGAAUAUUCUGGCAAAUGCAAACUGUAAACUUAAAAUUUGUGAUUUCGGAUUGGCUAGAGCAGCAUUCAAUGACACACCAGAAACAAUUAUUUGGACGGAUUACGUUGCUACAAGAUGGUAUAGAGCUCCAGAAUUGUGUGGCUCCUUUUUCUCAAAGUACACUCCAGCAAUUGACAUAUGGAGUAUUGGUUGCAUUUUUGCCGAGGUUCUGACUGGUAAACCUCUUUUCCCUGGAAAGAAUGUCGUUCAUCAGUUGGAUUUGAUUACUGACGUUCUUGGGACGCCUUCAAUGGAUACCAUCUCACGGGUUCGUAACGACAAGGCUAGAAGGUACCUUACUAGCAUGAGAAAGAAGCAGCCUGUCCAGUUUUCUCAGAAAUUUCCUAAUGCCGAUCCAUUAGCCCUUCGACUCUUGGAGAAGCUGCUUGCUUUUGACCCAAAGGAUCGUCCAACUGCUGAGGAGGCACUGGCUCAUCCGUACUUUAAGGGACUAGCAAAAGUUGAGAGGGAACCUUCAGGGCAGCCAAUUUCGAAGAUGGAAUUUGAAUUUGAAAGGCGAAGAGUUAUGAAGGAGGAUGUUCGCGAGUUAAUAUUCCGUGAGAUACUAGAGUAUCAUCCUCAGCUGCUGAAGGAUUACAUCAAUGGAGUUGAGAGAACUAAUUUUCUCUAUCCAAGUGCCAUUGAUCAAUUUAAGAAUCAGUUUGCUCAUUUAGAAGAAAAUGGUGGUAAAAGUGGAACUGCAUUUCCACUGGAAAGAAAGCAUGUUUCUCUUCCUAGGUCCACCAUUGUACAUUCCAAUACGGGACCACUAAAAGAUCAGACAACUAUUGCAAUUGCAAGGGAUAGGCAGAAUUGUGAGGAAUCAUGCACCAGCAGAAACUUGAGAGGUUUUGUUGGGCAUCAUGAUAGUUUAUCGAGAAAUUUGCAGCCACACCAGAGGAUUCCAUACGUUUUCCCUCUUAGCUCGCCAGCUAGACCAGGCAAAGCCGUCCAGCCCACUAAAGAUGCGUACGACCCCACAUCCCUUGUUAGGACCAGCGUCAUGAACAUAGACAACACCAAUCCAUUUUUCGAGGCCCAGCCCAGGCCCAAUAAGUUGGGGGAUGAGAGAGCAGUGAUGAUGGACACAAGCCUGCUCCAGUCGAAAGCCCAAUAUGGCGGGGGUCAUGGGGUGGUUGCGGCUACUGCCACCACGAAUGUGGGGGUUAUGCACAGGAAAGUUGGUGUUUUGCAGUAUGGUAUGGCGAGAAUGUAUUAGCCGAGCUGUGUUGGUGUGUGGGUGAGUGAGUGAGUGGUGAAGGAGGAAAAAGGUUACUGCCACUGGGGAAUUUAAGGUACGGGUAUAACUAUAAUCACUCUAAACCUUUUUUUCUCUUGUCACACUAAUAAAAGUAUAUUUGAUGAUAGUCAGUUUUUACAGUUUGGAUUGUGUGCUCUAUGCUGUAUGCAGCACACACAUACAAGGUAGAAUUGCACGAACCAAUUAGUCGGUCUAAAUUUCUGGAAAAGUUUUAAUCCGGUUAAUCGGACCAUGAUCUUCCUGUUAUUUAUACAACGCACUGGAUUAAUGUUUAGAUAGGAUAAUAUUGUACUGGUCAUGCAUUUGAUUCCCUUCCUAACAUUUGAUAUAAUGUGUAAAAGACAAUUUUAUCCCAUUCAUAGUGGCUUCAUUUUCUGUCUCAUCAGUGGAAGUGUGAACAGUUAUC